GGAUAUAUGUACAAUUGGUCAUAAAAACAGUAUGCUGAUGUAUAGUUCAAAAAGACCUAAAUCUGAGUUUCAUCUUUAUAGUAGUACUAAUUUAUGUCUCUUGUCCGGCAAUGAUACAGUAUCCAACUAUCAUCCACUAGCCUUCAAAAGCCAAAGAUUACGUGCCUAACAAUCGUCCACGUGCCUAGCAAUCGUCGAUUAGCAGCUGGUUUAAGGAACAUUUCCCUCUUAACCGUGGUUGGUAGGCAGUGGGUAGUGUGGGCUCCACGUCACAGUAUUUCGAUUAUCCUCCUCCCCAUGAGGGUGACUGCCUCUCCAUGGCUAUUUGAAGCCCCUUCUUCCUCGGUGCAUUGCAAUUGCAAGCAUGGGAAGGGAGAACGGAAUGGAACACGAACAGGAGCUGCCUUCAUCGUCUUCCUCCUUGGGCUACCUGAUGCAGUGCAGGAUCUGCCAUGAGGAGGAGGACGAGGUGUGCACGACCAUGGAGUCUCCAUGUGGGUGCUCUGGUUCUCUCAAGUAUGCUCACAGGGGAUGUGUGCAGAGAUGGUGUGAUGAGAAGGGGAGCACCCUCUGUGAGAUUUGCCUUCAGAAUUUCGAGCCAGGCUACACCAUGCCUCCAAAGAAAACUCCGGUGGUCGAAACGGCAGUCACCAUCAGUGAACAUGAGGACAUGCAAUAUGUGGAAUCUUCGGAGAGCUUGAUUGACGAUGCAGAUUACGGCGCGUGCUCAGAUCAAGUUGCCACAUGGUGCCGGACACUGACAAUUAUGUUCACCAUUAUGCUGUUGGUGUGGCAUCUGGUUGCAGUGGUGAUGGUUGAAGCAGCAGAUCACUGCGCGUUCAGUCUCCUGACAAUGUACUUGCUCCGUGCUGCUGGUAUCUUGCUUCCAUUCUACAUUGUCAUGCGGCUGAUUCGCAUGGUCCAGAGGGGGCAGCAGCAAUAUUGGUUGCAGAUGCUGGAGGACCAAAGAAGAAAUGCAUCAACUAUGAAUCAUAUGCAUGGCCAAGAGCAGCAGCAGCUAGUAAUGAGUAUUCAUUAAGCCAAUAAAUUUAACAAAUCAAAUAUAGAAGGUUGCACAGAUGUACAUUAUGUAUUGCCAGGGAACAAUUUUCAAAAAGAACAUCAUCUGUAAACUUUCAGUCUUGAAGUUGGACAGUGAAAGCAGCCACAUUUUGUUCAUGCAUAGUACUUUUUCCCUAAUGUACAUUGUGUAUUGCUGGGGAAUAUGUUCAAAUAGAACAUUAUUGUACAC
Messenger RNA from Setaria italica (foxtail millet), 1252 nucleotides. Its product is annotated as E3 ubiquitin-protein ligase MARCH5. Gene Ontology annotation, cellular component: membrane. The transcript has 7 exons. The record is from RefSeq and is a predicted model, not a curated record. Lineage: Eukaryota; Viridiplantae; Streptophyta; Magnoliopsida; Poales; Poaceae. Gene Ontology annotation, molecular function: ubiquitin-protein transferase activity; zinc ion binding. Gene Ontology annotation, biological process: protein ubiquitination. Bases 365 to 1039 code for a protein of 224 amino acids.